Messenger RNA from Neomonachus schauinslandi (Hawaiian monk seal), 3685 nucleotides. It is a transcript of the gene DENND2A, whose product is annotated as DENN domain containing 2A. Gene Ontology annotation, biological process: retrograde transport, endosome to Golgi. NCBI's taxonomy places the organism in Eukaryota, Metazoa, Chordata, Mammalia, Carnivora, Phocidae. The transcript is spliced from 20 exons. The record is from RefSeq and is a predicted model, not a curated record. Gene Ontology annotation, cellular component: actin cytoskeleton. Bases 67 to 3339 code for a protein of 1090 amino acids.
GAGCUGGGCUUGCUUUCAGCACUGCCGUACCCCAAAAGGCGACUUGGAGCUCCUCUUGGUGCUGACAUGAUGACAGUGUGCAGGCCAGCCAAGGGCAGCCACAUCCAGACUGAAAGCCUGAGCUACAAAUUGGCUGACAAGGUCAAGGUGGAAGGUCCAAAGGCUGGGGAAGACCCUCGAAGGCUGCCAUUUAAGUCCCCCAUUCCUUUCCCAGAGACUGAUCAGGAUUCACCCCCCAGAAGAAGCUCAUUGGAAAGUCUCAAUAACCUGAUGCUAGAGUCAAGAGUGGACUGUUUUCAGCAGAACAUGUUCAGCUCAAAUAUGAUCAUCAGCGACCCAGCUUCAGAUCUCAGCGCUAAAGAAGCCAGCAAGGCGGGCAAGAGGCAGCUCAGUGGCAUUCAGAACCCCUGCCCUCCUGCCCGAGGCGGGGCCCUGCACAAGCCCCUCAGCAUAAAGGACAAGAUAUCCGAAUGGGAAGGGAAAAAGGAGUUGCCUACUCCUGCAUCCGGCAGGAAAGCAGAUGGGCAGGAGGACUACCUGAUGUCCUGUGUGAUGGGGAGGAGAAGCAGUAAUGGUGUGAGAGCAUGGGUCACGGAGGUUCAGGAUGGAACCAGGCCCGAGACAGAGAGCAAAGAAAAUGAGAGGGAUAAAGGGGUCGUGAAAGUUGGGGGACAGGAUGCAGAGCCAAGGCAAGACCUCAGCCAACCAGCCGGGCAGCUGGCAACCAGCUUGGGCAGAGGCCGAGAGCCCAGGCUGGGCAAGCAGCGCUUUCCAAACGAUAGCCUCUCCGUGCUGAGGCAGGUCAAGAAACUGGAGCAGGCUCUGAAGGAUGGGUCGGCGGGGUUGGAUCCCCAGUUACCUGGGACUUGUUACUCCCCACACUGCCUGCCAGAUAAGGCUGAGGAUGGGCCUGCCCUUCCUGAGAACCGUGGGGGCGGGCGUGGCUCGGAAUUCAGGUCCCACCACUGGGACCUGGAGGCCAGGGAGCCCGCUCCUGAGGCCGCAGAGGAAAGGAAACGCUCCUGCAGGAGGCCCUGCGACCAGAUCCUGGAGGGUGUGGACAGGAGCUCGGAGGGCUCCCCUGCAAAACCCUUCAUCAACCCCCUGCCCAAGCCCCGGAGAACGUUCAAACACGAUGGAGAAGGGGACAAGGACGGGAACCCAGGCAUCAGCUUGCAGAAGGAUAAAAGGCACCUGCCUCCUCUGCCUUCUCUACCUCCCCCGCCCCUGCCCUCCUCCCCCCCGCCCUCCUCUGUGAACAGAAGACUAUGGACCGGGAGGCCGAAACCCAGUGCUGACCACAGAAAGUCCUAUGAGUUUGAAGACUUACUGCAGUCUUCCUCUGAGAACAGCAGGGUGGACUGGUAUGCACAGACUAAGUUGGGGCUUACACGCACUUUAUCAGAGGAGAACGUCUAUGAAGACAUUCUAGAUCCACCAAUGAAGGAAAACCCUUACGAGGACGUUGACUUACAUGGUCGCUGCCUGGGGAAGAAAUGUGUCUUGACCUUUCCUGGUUCUCCCACUUCUUCCAUUCCUGACACACCCUCCAAGCAGUCAUUGGCCAAACCUGCUUUUUUCCGGCAAAAUUCAGAGAGGAGGAACUUCAAAUUGCUGGACACCAGGAAGCUGAGUCGGGAUGGAUAUGGGUCCCCUUCCAAAAUCAGCCCCCCCUCCACCCCCAGCAGCCCUGAUGACACUUUCUUUAACCUUGGAGACCCACAGAAUGGCAGGAAGAAGAGAAAGAUACCCAAGCUGGUGUUGCGAAUCAAUGCCAUUUAUGAGGCCCGGAGAGGGAAGAAACGCGUGAAGAGGCUCUCCCAGUCCACGGAGAGCGGCUCGGGAAAAGUGACAGAUGAGAACAGUGAGUCUGACAGUGACACGGAAGAGAAGCUGAAAGCGCACAGCCAGCGCCUGGUCAAUGUGAAGUCCCGCCUGAAGCACGCUCCCAGAUACCCGUGCCUUGACCGGGAGCUCAUGGAGUACCAGCAGAGGCAGCUGUUCGAGUACUUCGUGGUCGUGUCUCUGCACAAGAAGCAGGCCGGGGCUGCGUAUGUGCCAGAACUCACCCAGCAGUUCCCUCUCAAGUUGGAAAGGUCUUUCAAGUUCAUGAGAGAGUCCGAGGACCAGCUGAAGGCUAUCCCUCAGUUCUGUUUCCCUGAUGCCAAGGACUGGACUCCUGUCCAGCAAUUUACCAGUGAAACCUUCUCAUUUGUCUUAACUGGAGAAGAUGGGAGCAGACGGUUCGGUUACUGCCGAAGACUGCUGCCUGGUGGCAAAGGGAAGCGUCUCCCUGAAGUUUACUGCAUCGUGAGCCGCCUGGGAUGCUUCAGCCUCUUUUCAAAGAUCUUGGAUGAGGUGGAAAAACGGCGAGGCAUUUCUCCUGCCCUGGUACAGCCCCUCAUGAGGAGUGUCAUGGAAGCCCCUUUCCCAGCACUGGGCAAAACCAUCGUUGUCAAGAACUUCUUGCCAGGAUCGGGAACUGAGGUGAUUGAACUGUGCCGCCCACUGGACUCCCGGCUCGAGCACGUAGACUUUGAGUCUCUCUUCUCCUCUCUCAGCGUCCGCCACCUGCUCUGUGUGUUUGCCUCCCUGCUUCUGGAAAGAAGGAUCAUCUUCAUCGCAGACAAGCUCAGCACGCUGUCCAAGUGCUGCCACGCUAUGGUGGCCGUCAUCUACCCCUUCCCCUGGCAGCACACCUACACCCCUGUGCUGCCACCCGCCAUGAUCGACAUCGUGUGCUCACCGACCCCCUUCCUCAUCGGGCUGCUCACCAGCUCGCUGCCGCUGCUCCGGGAGCUGCCACUGGAAGAGGUCCUUGUGGUCGACCUCGUCAACAAUCGGUUCCUCAGACAGAUGGAUGACGAGGAUUCCAUCCUCCCCAGGAAGCUUCAGGUGGCCCUGGAGCACAUUCUGGAGCAGAGGAAUGACCUGGCUAGCGACCAGGAUGAAGGGCCCCCAGACUGCAAGCACGGCCCCGAGUCCAGCCCCUUGAAUGAGGUGGUGUCCGAAGCCUUCGUCCGCUUCUUCGUGGAGAUCGUGGGCCACUACUCCCUGUUCCUGACGGCGGGCGAGCGCGAGGAGAGGACCCUGCAGCGAGAGGCCUUCCGCAAAGCCGUCUCCUCCAAGAGCCUCCGCCGCUUCCUGGAGGUUUUCAUGGAGACCCAGACCUUUCGGGGCUUCAUCCAGGAGCGGGAGCUGCGCCGGCAGGAUGCCAAAGGUCUGUUUGAGGUCCGAGCCCAAGAGUACCUGGAAACACUCCCCAGUGGAGAACACAGUGGUGUCAAUAAGUUCCUGAAGGGACUCGGCAACAAAAUGAAGUUUCUCCACAAGAAAUAACCUCCAGCUCAGCCUCAAGGGAAAACUUCCUCCUGGUUGCAACCACAUUUUUUACAAAAACAGUCCUGGUGGCCUUUCUGAAACGCUGGGUCCUGGUUGUGCGGGGUAAAGGCCGGGAUGGUUUCCGGCUGCCGCAGGGCCUCCCCAGGACCCAGGGCCCAGCAGGGGCUGCUCCCGCAGAACAGCCCUGGAAAGGGGAUCUCAGACCAGGCAUGGCAGCAACUUCCAAAUGGAUUGUUUGGGUUGUUGGGUUUGGGAUUUUUUCUAUUUUUUACUCUUAGGUAUUAAAAGAAAGAAAAGUGUUUGGGUUUUCUUUUUAUUAUGCCAGGGCUAAGAAAACUCUCUU